UUUGACCGAACAAAUGCAGAUAAAGGCCUCAAACUCUAUUUCAUAUAUCCUAACCAUUAUAGGCUGUUUAGGCUUGUUUCGAGCGCAUACAUAAGGUUUACAGGGGCGAGAACAGCAUAAUUUACCCUGUAAGCCACAUUGUCUCACUCCUUUUUAAGGCGUCCUCGGUGGCUGUGCUAUAUAAGUAUGCUCCCAGCCUCAAUGUUCAACAAAGAAAGCGAACAUCGACUAAUAAUAAAUCAAUCAUUAACCUUACCUACCUACUUCAAUCACCCAACAUGAAAUUCAUCACCAUUUCCCAAGCUCUCCUCCUCGCUUUCUCUCCUCUCGUCAUCUCCGCCACCACCCCUACACAAGUCUCCGACCCAGCAUCUGUAUGCUACAACUCUCCAGUCCCAACCCCAUCACCAACCAAUACGAACCGCACCAUUCCAUGGGGUACCCCCUCCUAUACCCUCCCUAAUGGAACAAAAUGCUGUGAUUCCCUCGACCAAGUCCGCGCGGGUAUUAAUGACAUUAACGCCCAGCUUGUCAACCUCCUAGCUCAAAGAGCUGCAUAUGUGCGAGAAGCAACCAGGUUUAAGGCGACGUUGGGUUCUGUGAACGUGCCGAGUAGAAAUCAGGAGGUUAUUGAUGGAGCGGUAGCGUUGGCGAAUCAGACGGUGCCAAGAUUACCGGAGGUGAUUGCUAGGGGUGUUUUUGAGGCGAUUAUUAAUGAGAGUGUACCGUUUGAAGAGUGUGUUUGGGCGAUUUCGUCUUGAAGUGGUGGGGAUGAUUGAAUGGUCCGGGAAAUCAUCGCGGGGUCGCUAAUGGAAAAUGAGCAGGAAUGAGAGUGGAGGCUAUUAUUAGUCAAACUACUGUAUAGAUUUGUGAUCACGUGGAUGUUGAAAUGGAUGAAAAAUGAUAUGAUAAGAAAUUGGUCUAUAAACAGCUUUUGAAUUGUGUUAUAGUGUUCGCCAAUUGAAUUGGAUGUGCUGUGGAAAUGAACUGAAGGUAGGCGGUGGCUGUUCCAAAUGACAUAUGGACAUGCGGGUAUUGUA
Messenger RNA from Sclerotinia trifoliorum, 1040 nucleotides. NCBI's taxonomy places the organism in Eukaryota, Fungi, Ascomycota, Leotiomycetes, Helotiales, Sclerotiniaceae. The record is from the annotation of a GenBank genome assembly.